AUGGCCGCACUAGACGUUUCGGACUUUUCGCAGGGUGCCACUUACUUUUACGUCUAUACAAAAUACAUCGAUGAGUACAGUCGCGUUCUUCUUGAUGACUAUAUUCGUACUGGGGAAGCAGAAGCUGUAAUUCUCCAUGAUCGCUUCCAAAGAGCAGACGACAGAUGGCAAGCAGUAGAAUUGCAGGAAUGCCUGCUACGAGCUCGACGGCAUUCUCGUUGGAUAGCGUUCAUUGAUCUCGACGAACGGUUGACCAUGACACAGUACAACGGUACCAUCUACGAUUAUUUGAAGUGUGUUGAGGUUCUUAUUUCGUUUUUCAUCAAAUAUCUACUUCUAAAAACAUUUCGGAUCCCAAAAAUUGGAGCCAUUCAAUAUCGUCAGCGAUGGAUUCUCAAGAAUGAGUCAAUGCCUGAGCGAUACGAGGGUGACCAACAGUUAUUAAAGGUUCUGGUGAUGAGCGUACAUUAUGUGCAAAAGUUCUUUGAUGACUAUAUUCUACACCGCUUGGAUCCGAAGGAAGGAGUAGUGAGGCACUAUCGGGACGUGAAAUCUGGUAACUGGGGGAAAGUGUGGUUGAAAGGCGUUGAACGGAUGGGUAACUUCUCCAUGACUGACUAUCCAGAGCUCUACAGUGCGCCGUUACUGAAAAACGUUCAGGACCGUGUUAGAUUUGUGUAUGGUGGAAUUAGCCAAAAUACGACUAUAAAAUAA
Ostertagia ostertagi is the source of this 714-nucleotide messenger RNA. NCBI's taxonomy places the organism in Eukaryota, Metazoa, Nematoda, Chromadorea, Rhabditida, Trichostrongylidae. The record is from the annotation of a GenBank genome assembly.